Prosopis cineraria is the source of this 1505-nucleotide messenger RNA. RefSeq lists its product as uncharacterized. Bases 83 to 1309 code for a protein of 408 amino acids. The record is from RefSeq and is a predicted model, not a curated record. The transcript is spliced from 11 exons. NCBI's taxonomy places the organism in Eukaryota, Viridiplantae, Streptophyta, Magnoliopsida, Fabales, Fabaceae.
UGGUAAGUGCCUGGUCUUGGCUAAAAAAAAAAACAAAAAAAGAAAGAAAGAAAAAGAGAGAGAGCUCUGUUUUGGCAAGCUUAUGGCUUCAACAGCUGCUGCUUCUUGCUCUCUGCAAAUCUUCCUCCUCCUCCUCUUCCGCCUCCUGGAAUUGGCCUGUUCAUUGGAAUGGGGAGGCGCUGAGGAGGUAAGCAUGGUGAAAGUGGGAGACUUCUCGAAGGUGGAAGAUGCUGUGAACUUUCAUUUAUACUAUGGCCAGACCUUCAAAGUCAUAAAGAAUGCUCUUGAUGCCCACAGCUACCUUCUUCUCCAGAAUAAUACAAGGAUUGCAUCAAGGACCAAAUAUUGCACAUCAAGAAUCAAAUCAUUUGUGAUUCCAUUGUCAAACUAUUCAGUUGAUACCGAUUCAUUUCCAGUUUCCUUCUUAGAGCUUCUAGGCUUGCUAGGGAGCUUGAAAGGCAUAACAUCAGACUUGGUGGCUUCUCAAUGCGUUCUAAAAUUAUACCAAGAUGGUCAAAUAGAAAUGUUCAACAAGACUGACGAAGAAAAGCUUGCACAGUUUGCAGCUCAUUUCUCUGGUGAUGCUGAUCAUCUACCAGCAUGCAAUUUUGCCACAUUUGUCCCUUUUUCAGAAGACACUCCUUUGCAGAGAGCAGAAUGGAUCAAAUUCAUGGGAGCAUAUGCAAAUGAAGAAGCUAGAGCCAAUCAAGUGUAUUCUAAGAUUAAGGAGAACUAUUUGUGCUUGGCUAACAUCACAAACAAUCGAACAUCCUUUAAACCAAUAGUAGCAUGGAUGAAGUAUUCUGAUGGCGUUUGGGCUUUUUCAAAGAACGCGUAUAAGUUGAAGUAUGUGGAAGAUGCUGGUGGAGAAAAGCUUGAUGCAAACAAGAACUCUUAUAAUGUCUCUGAUCCUGAUGAUCUGGACGAACUGCAUGCCAUCUUAUGUACUGUGGAAGUGGUGAUUGAUGAAACAUUAACUUUUGAUCCAUUCAACUAUACAGUAUCAACAUUUCUCCAAAAUUUGAAAGUUGAAGAUCAUUCUUGUUUCUCCUUUCUCACAAAUACAAGCUUAUGGAGACAUGACAAAAGGAUUCAAAAUAAUGCAACUCUGGACUGGUUCAAUGGAGGAGUCUCUCAACCUCAAUUGGUACUAGCCGAUCUUAUUGAAGUUUUAUUUCCCACUGGAAAUUACAGCACAACAUACUUUAGGAAUCUCGCAAAGGGAGAAGGACCUUCAGAUAUUGGUUCUGAAACGUGUGAGAGGGACGCUUCCAUUGCAUUGGAACCUACAAUAGUAGCCUGCGGAUGAUUGUGUUUCUGCUUCAAAGAUAGGUCUUUUUGGUUAAUACUAUUCUUUUUAAAUUUGAUUUUCAAAAUAUAGGAUAUAUACAUUUUUUUCGUUAUUGUUAUGUUUUUUGCACUUAUCACAGCAUAUACCUAAAGGCUAGAAUGUAACAUCGUUUUCCUCAAUCAGAUGACAAUAGUGAACUAUUUUCUAUCCUCCA